AUGAAUUCAAUAAAAUUGUUUUUUUGUGUUUGUUUAGUGAAAGUUUGCUUAAGUAGAUGUAACUCAAUAUUUUUUAAUAAAAAUGUUGAUAAAUGGACAAAAGAACUUUUAAAAAUGCCAACAAAUGAAUAUAAUAAUUUAAAUGAAUUAAAUGAACUUACUGAUAGAAAAUUUUGUGGAAAAUCACUUAAACAUCUAGCAGGAUUAAUUUUAGAUAAAUCAGAUAAAGAAGCAAAAUUAAUUAUUGAAGGAUCUAUAAUUUCAAAUAAACUAAUCUUAAAAAUGGGAAAUAUAAAAGAAAAAGAGAUUAAUAUUAAUGAAAUAAUUUUACCAAUAGAAACUUUAUCAAAUAAAUGUAUUAACAUAAGACAAAUGAAAGAGGUUGAUUCUACAAUAUUAUGUUUAGGCAAUAAAGUUCUCAGGAAUUUUUGGAUAAAUUCAAUAACAGAUGCAGUAUUAUGUAAAAUGACAAAAAUUAAUGGGAAAUUACCUGAAUUUAAUUAUGAAGAGGAAAAAGAGGAAAAUAAUGAAGAAAUUAAUGAAAAAAAAAACAAUGAAAAAGAAGAAUCAAAUGAAGAAGAAUCAAAUGAUGAAGAGUCAAAUGAAGAAAAAAAUAAAAGUAAAAAUAAAAAAGAAAUAGAUGAAGCAAAAAAAAAAAUUAUUAACGAAGAAUUUGAUGAGGAAGAUGAAAAUGAAGAAAAAGGAUUAAAAUUACGAAUAGCUAAAAGUAAAUUUGGAUAUCCGCAAGUAAAAAUUAAUGGGAAAAAUAUAGAAGAUAUUAAAAAGAAAGAAUCAUUAAAAAAAAUACCAAAAUCUCAAAACGAAUUAAAAAAUUUACAAAAUGAAAAAUAUGAAGAAAAUCUUGACAAUGAUACAGAUAUAGACGAAACAGAAUAA
This is a messenger RNA of Plasmodium gallinaceum, 897 nucleotides long. RefSeq names its product conserved Plasmodium protein, unknown function. NCBI's taxonomy places the organism in Eukaryota, Apicomplexa, Aconoidasida, Haemosporida, Plasmodiidae. The record is from RefSeq and is a predicted model, not a curated record. The transcript has 2 exons. Bases 1 to 897 code for a protein of 298 amino acids.